Molecule: messenger RNA, 567 nt
Organism: Microthlaspi erraticum
Lineage: Eukaryota; Viridiplantae; Streptophyta; Magnoliopsida; Brassicales; Brassicaceae
Source: the annotation of a GenBank genome assembly
AUGUCUUCUCUGAUACUCCAUGGAAGAAGGUUGGUCCAGUUGCAGAAAUGUCGUCACUUGAGAUUUGCCGCGAGCCCUUUGCAAAAGGCGUCUGCUUUUUCCUUCUCCUCUGCAGCUGUGAGCCUUGGAGAUGGUCAAAAAGGUCAGAACUUUACAGUCUCUUACCUCGUUAAGUCUCUGGGUUUGACUACAAAACUCGCUGAAUCGAUCAUUAGGAAAGUCAGUUUGGAGGACAAGGGAAAUCCUGAUUUCGUUCUGAAACUUCUUACAAGUCAUGGAUUCACAGAUUCUCAGAUCGGCGACAUUGUUACGGAUUAUCCACUACUGCUUACAACAGAUGCUGAGAAAUCUCUUGGUCCAAAGCUUCAGUUUUUACAGUCUAGAGGAGAAGCUCAAGCUACUACAAGCUCUGCGCUCACAGAGAUUGUUUCUAAAUUUCCAAAAAUCUUGGGAGUCAAAAAGGACAAAGCUUUGAGCGUAUACUAUAAUUUCGCCAAGGAGAUUAUCAAAGCGGAUAAGAGUUUCGAGCACAAGAAGUUAUGUCCUUCUUUUUUUGCCAGAGGGUAG